AUGAUGACGAGAGGAGCCCAGGCAUGCACUGGGUUGUGCUCUGACGAAGAAUCGGGUGUUGAAACUGGAUCUGAGGAGGAACGACGCGAGUGGACGGUGGCGAAGAAUGCGGCACGCUUGAAGGAGAUCAAACACACUGGAUGGGAGUAUAAUCAGUCAAAGUUUGGGACGAUCCAACAUACGCAGACAUUUAUGAUGGACUUUUCCGCUGACUCUAUUGCUAUCGUAAGUAACUGGUAUCACUUGCAAUCCAUUUCUCGUCGUGCGAAGAGCAUUCAUGCGAAGCAGCGCGCAACUGGUGGAGAUGUGGAGGAGAUCGGUGAUAUUCGCCGGCUACUGGCGGAUGUCCAACCGGUUGAACCGUGGGAUGUGUUGCGAGUGACCGCACCUCUUGUUGCCAGAAUGCUAGCGCCUGUGCGGAAAGGGAUUGCAGCGCAUUGA
Molecule: messenger RNA, 441 nt
Organism: Phytophthora nicotianae INRA-310
Lineage: Eukaryota; Oomycota; Peronosporomycetes; Peronosporales; Peronosporaceae
Exons: 4
Coding region: 1-441 (146 amino acids)
Source: RefSeq, a predicted model, not a curated record